This is a messenger RNA of Habropoda laboriosa, 654 nucleotides long. Its product is annotated as prothoracicotropic hormone-like. Gene Ontology annotation, molecular function: prothoracicotrophic hormone activity. Lineage: Eukaryota; Metazoa; Arthropoda; Insecta; Hymenoptera; Apidae. Bases 1 to 654 code for a protein of 217 amino acids. The transcript is spliced from 4 exons. The record is from RefSeq and is a predicted model, not a curated record.
AUGGUGGUUUCUCAUAUAAGACCAGCCGAGGCACAGCCAGGAUUGUCCAGUCAACGACGAUCCCGUCGCACGAAACACAGAAAUAUGAAGAUCUUGAUCGUUUGCAUGCUGCUGCACCAGCAGUUGCAAGUUGUAGAACCAUCGACUCGACAUCGUCGAUGGCAGGAGGAACAGCAGCGAUCAUUUCAGCCUGAAACGGCGGAGAUACUCGAAGAACGCUCCUCUUGGACCGGUAACAUCGGAAAUCGGCUGCCAUUCGCCGUCCUAGAAGCUUCACCAGAGCAAAGAAAACGAAUCGCAGACUCCGAGGCUCUUGGACCUGCAUGGAUACGCAUCCCGGCCAGAUCGACCUGUUCCUGCGAGUCGCAAUACGAAAUAAGGGACCUUGGAGACGGACACUAUCCGAGAUAUCUGACCGCUGCGCACUGUAAACCGAAAACUUGUCAGAGCAAGUUUCACUCGUGCAGACUCCUUUAUUACAUGGUGCACGUGCUGAGGCCACGCGAGGCAACCACCCUGUCCAAGGACUGGUACAUGAACGACAGCACGCUACUGGAAACACCGUUACCGGAAUCCCUUCGAAGCAAGUGGCAGCUAAAGCCGAUUUCUGUCGCCGUUGCCUGUGUACCAACCUCGGAAAACAGACGAAAUUGA